GACCAAAUGAUAUUUGUUAAGUUAAAUAUAAUUUUUAUAGUGUACAAUUUAUUAGUUAGACCCAUGCCUGCUUUAGAUGCGCCACAAGUGUAUCAUUAUUAUCAAACCACCAGAUACACCAUGCAAAACGAAUGGCCACCCAAGCCACCAGAUAUGGAAAUACCAAAUGCACCCUCAGCACAACCACCUUUGCCACAGCCGGCCGCCUAUUAUUUAGCACCGGUAACAGUGCCGAUAUUAAUGCCGCCACCAGCACCACUGUCAACAACAACGACUACCACCAUCACUGCACCAACAACGACCAUGAAACCUUUUAUGGUCCCCAGUGUUAAACCGGUAUUAUUUUUCAAACCUCCCUUAGUGCCAGCGGUAUUUCCAAAUAAAUUAACCAGCGAUUUGGACGAUGCAACGGCCAAUGUAACUCCUUUAAAUCCAGCUCCAAUGUUAAAACCAAAUCCUUUUGUUAAUCCUCAGGGUAAAAAAAUUCAAUUUUCUUCCAAAAGUGGUGCUGGAAAUCCCCUACACACCAAUAACUUUAAUAAGUUCAAUAAUGGACCACAGCGCAGAGAAGAGGGCUCCUUCUGUCGACGCAGUUUUGAUGGACGUAGUGGUUAUUGUAUAUUGGCCUAUCAGUGUCUGCAUGUUAUACGUGAAUAUCGGGUACACGGUACUAAAAUCGAUAUUUGUACGUAUCGCAAGAAUAUACCAGUGAUAUGUUGUCCCCUGGCCGAUAAACAUAUUGAUGAUCAGCGGAUUAGUGCACAGAAAUGCCAAGAAUAUCAUGAUGCUGUUAGGGGCAUUAAAUUAGGUUUACCGCGAAACUUUUCGGGUAAAAUGUGUGUAGCCAGUAUACCAUUAAUUGUGGGUGGAGAAAUUACCCAAAGAGAUGAAUAUCCUCAUAUGGCCGCUUUGGGGUGGACUCAAAGUGAUAAAGAACUGAAAUGGGGCUGUGGCGGUACUCUAGUCAGUGAUCUAUUUGUGUUGACGGCCGCUCAUUGUGCUACAUCAGGAGGCAAACCACCCGAUAUGGUACGAUUGGGUACAGAAAAUCUCAAUCGCACCACCCACGAGCAACAGGACAUAAAAAUCCUCAUUAUUAUACUACAUCCCAAAUAUCGUUCCUCCUCAUACUACCAUGAUAUAGCGCUACUGAAACUCACUAAACGUGUACGUUUUUCACAGCACAUACAACCCGCAUGCCUUUGGCAAUUACCCGAUUUAGACAUGUCUACAGCUAUAGCCACUGGUUGGGGCCGUACUGAGUUUUUGGGUCCCAAAUCCGAUGAGCUGCAAAAGGUCGAUCUAAAUAUUAUCGAUCAAAAGACAUGCAAGGAAAUCUAUCGCAAAGAAAGACGUUUGCCUCGCGGCAUAAUAGAGGGCCAAUUUUGCGCUGGCCAUUUGGAGGGCGGUAAGGAUACGUGCCAGGGAGAUUCUGGCGGUCCAUUGCAUGCAGAACUGCCGGAAUUUAAUUGUGUUAAAUUUAUUAUUGGCAUCACAUCGUUUGGUAAAUUUUGUGCAGCACCCAAUGCACCGGGUGUUUAUACGAAAAUUUAUUCUUAUUUGGACUGGAUUGAAAAGAUAGUAUUCAGGGGCUGAUUUAAUUGUGGAAAUUAUGAAAUAAAUUUAAAAUGUAGAAUAAACGUAAAUGUAAAAUAUAUUUUUUGUGUGUGUUUUAAAGAA
This is a messenger RNA of Calliphora vicina (urban bluebottle blowfly), 1680 nucleotides long. RefSeq names its product snake (gene snk). Bases 7 to 1596 code for a protein of 529 amino acids. The record is from RefSeq and is a predicted model, not a curated record. Gene Ontology annotation, molecular function: serine-type endopeptidase activity. The transcript has 5 exons. Gene Ontology annotation, biological process: proteolysis. NCBI's taxonomy places the organism in Eukaryota, Metazoa, Arthropoda, Insecta, Diptera, Calliphoridae.